Molecule: messenger RNA, 1197 nt
Organism: Gossypium raimondii (Peruvian cotton)
Lineage: Eukaryota; Viridiplantae; Streptophyta; Magnoliopsida; Malvales; Malvaceae
Exons: 1
Coding region: 1-1197 (398 amino acids)
Source: RefSeq, a predicted model, not a curated record
AUGAGUGGUGAGAUGAUUGAAAGUGCUGUAAAGAGUGGGAAAAUUGAUGUUGGAGAUAACAAUAGAAGACAAAAUUCAAAGAAAAAAGAAGGUGAGGUAAACAACGUGAAUACACAUAGCAAAUCGAUUACGGUGAAUCAGCCCAGAAAGGUAGUGACAGGUCAACAGGGUUCAUCAAAACAGGAAUCUGGUACAAGGCCAAGUAAUGAGAGGCCUCAGUUUACACCCAUUCCUAUGUCGUACAAAGAGUUGUAUCAGAAUUUAUUUAACGCGCACGUUGUUGCCCCAUUUUAUUUGACCCCCUUACAGCCUCCAUAUCCUAAAUGGUAUGACGCAAAUGCACAAUGCGAUUACCAUGCAGGAGUUACGGGGCACUCCAUAGAGCAUUGUACUGCUUUUAAAAAGCUUGUUGAGAAGUUGGUUCAGAUGGGCGUUGUCAAGAUAGAUGAUUCAUCAGGUACGGAAAAUCCAUUACCCAAACAUAAUGAUGCAGGGGUAAACAUGGUAGGUGAAGGUACAGGGAAGAAGGUCAAGGAGAAUAUUGCUGAGGUAAAGAUCCCUUUGAUGAGGGUUUGGAAGGAAAUGAUAAGAAGAAGAUUGAUUGUUUCAGAUUUAGUGGAGGGUGGCAAGACCCAAAAUUAUUGUGAGUUCCAUCAGGAGGUGGGACAUGAAAUUCAAAGAUGUGAGAAGUUCAGAACUCUGGUCCAGAGCAUGAUGGAUGUUGGAGAAAUGGAGUUUUUUGAAGAGGGAGAAAGAAAAGAAAAUAUAUGCGCAUCGGAGUCAGAGACGAGGAUUCCGAAGAUAAUCAUCUCGUGCCCUAGGGUUACUGAAGUCAGGGCACAAAUGACACCGAAGAUUGUUAUUCAAAAAUCGGUGAAAUUUUUGUAUAAGGAUAACAAGAAGGUCCCCUGGAAUUAUGAAUGCGAGGUAACGGUUUCGGGGAAAGAAGCUUCAGUUAGGGUUGAGAAAGAAAACCAAAAGACAGGUUCUUAUACGAAUACGGAGGAGUACUGUGGUCGGAUAAAUGCUGAAAUAGAAUCGGUGGAGGGAAAAGUUAUUGCAGCUGAGCAAAAGAAUGAGGAGAAGGCUAAAUUAAGGCCAUUGAUUAAUGAGCCAAUAAAGGAGGAAGAAGCCACUGAAUUCUUGAAAUUUCUGAAACACAGUGAGUAUAGCGUGGUAGAGCAGCUGCAUAAGUAG